AUGAAAAUAUUUAGAUGGAAUGUACGCUUGAGAAUUUUGGACAUAUCAAAUUUAUUUGCAUCGUCAGUGUCACGUGACGAACGACCUCAUUUGCUGGCUAAUGCAUUCGCUGAUUCAGUGAAUGAAUUUAAUGAUUUACAAGAGUUAAUAGUGCGUAAUAAUGAACUUGAACAUAUUUUACCUGAAACAUUCUGCAAGCUGAAUGGCUUAAUUCGAUUACAUUUAUCUGGCAAUAAGUUGAAGACAUUCACUGUUAAAUCGGGUUGCUUACUCAAUUUGAAUCUGCUGGAUUUGUCAGAAAAUAAAAUUUCAACUUUAUCAAUCAAAGUUUGGGAGAAUUUGCCAAGCUUAACAACUCUCGACAUUUCAUCGAAUCCGUUGAACUGUGACUGCAUGAUUAUGCCUGUUAUUAAAGAACUAUCGAAAAGUCCUUCUUCCUCUUUAAAUCAGGGCUAUGCGAUUUGUGCUGCGCCAGAAUCAAAAAAAGGCCAAAACAUUUUUGAAAUUUCAGAUUUUGAAUGUGAAAGUAAUAAUCGAUUAUUGUAUUUAACUUUACUUACUGUUUUACUUUGCAUAGCUCUUUUUACUUUUCAUACAUAUCGACAUCGUAUUAAAUUGCAACAUGUACCAGUUAUUGCAGGAUAUAGCAAAUUAUUAGGAGAAAAUGAGCAGACUACUGAUGCGCAAUUUGUAUAA
Messenger RNA from Thelazia callipaeda (thelaziosis nematode), 696 nucleotides. The record is from the annotation of a GenBank genome assembly. NCBI's taxonomy places the organism in Eukaryota, Metazoa, Nematoda, Chromadorea, Rhabditida, Thelaziidae.